CGUUACUCGUCUUGUUCCCGACCUCAAAUGUUGAAUAUUCGAAAACGGCCAGCACCAGAACCAAUAAUACCCCUCAACGCCAGAAAACAGUCCCGGACGGCUAUACUGAAUAAUAUUGGGGAGAAACAGUCCCCAUCCUCGAAUCACGGUUUACUUUCACGGUGGAGCGGUUUUGCCAAAGACUUUGUUGAGUUGGGUCUAGAUACUUUCAAUUUCUUCCUACUGGGUGAAGAAAAACAGAAACGCGGCAACAUACCUUUCAGAAAUUCACCUUCGAAUCCUAUAGUAAUAUCUUCCAGCCCAGAACCUUCCCAAACUGCACGCGAAGGGCCCAUCAAGACACCACGAACCAACUCUUCUUCCACCCAAAGAAGGCAUUCAGACACAUUUACGUCUGAACUAUCGGAAGGCCCCUUCACCGCACGAUCUCUCUCAUUCCCUUCUUCAUCCACCCCCGGAAAUAUCUCGCCUGCGCUUAUACCACCAUCACCUUUUUCUUCAAGUAGAAAACGCAAACUAGGAGCUAUGGGACCCCCUCCAGAACCCUCGAAUCUCCACUCUUCACGCUUCUCCCUUGCACCGUCCGAGGCAACUGCCUCUGGUCGCUCUACACCACGAUCUGCCGUCGAGCGUGAGCUGAAAACAUUGGACGUAUAUCCUAAAAAGCAUUUCCGUCACAGAGAACACAUCCACGCUGCUCAGCAUAAACGUGAUGUACAGGCUUCAAGGAAACUUGAAAUGGAAGAAAUGCAAAAGCAGUUGUUCAAUUUCAACCAGAGGAGAGGUUAUCGCUCGAAUUUCUCGACUUUCAAAGGUUUUCUCGAUUACAAGAGUAAACUGGAGUCACUUAGUGAAAAUAAGCGGGAUAUACUUUCUCCAUCUUCAUCUCUCGGAAAUCUCCGCUCUCAUUUUGCAGACGUGGAGGUUUCACGGCCCAGACGCCAUUCGGACGCGGACACGAAAGCGCAAUGGCUAGAAAGGCAGCUGGAAUUAGCUAGGCAAACAUUAUCUGGACCCAAACCUCCAAUUCCGUUUCAUCCCUCACUGGAACAGCUUCGUAUCCGAGAAAGGACGAAAGAUGGCGAGAUUGAGCAGAGGCUUCGUCCGAAACGUGCACCGCUUCCGAAAUCUCUUAGUCCCGAAGAUGAAGCGCAGGUCAACGCGUUCCUGAAGAAACGUGGUGCCAUCUCCAAAUAUGCCAGGGAGCAAGUUUCCGACCAAGAUAUUGUGCGCCUACGCCCCGCUAGUUGGCUCAACGACGAGAUCAUCAAUUUCUACGGCGCUAUGAUUCUGGGAAGAUCUGAAAGUUACAAAGACGAUAAAGAGAAUAAAGGCUCGUCUGGCAAACCGCUGGAUGCUUAUUACUUCACUACAUUUUUCUGGACAAAGCUGGAGAAGGAGGGGUAUGAAAGGGGACGUUUAGCCAAGUGGACUAAGAAAGUCGAUAUAUUCUCUAAAGAUAUGAUCCUUAUUCCCGUUAACCACAAUAAUAUGCAUUGGACGGGAGCAGCGAUCAACUUCAGAAGAAAGCGAAUAGAGUCGUACGAUAGUAUGAAUACCAUGGAUCGAUCGAGGGUUUUCAAACACCUCCGAACAUAUUUAGAUUCAGAGCACCGAAACAAAAAGAAGACUCCUUUCGAUUUUUCCGAGUGGAAUGAUUAUACUUCUGAGGACACACCUCAGCAGGAGAAUGGGUACGAUUGCGGGGUUUUCACUUGCCAGUUUCUCGAAUCCCUUUCUCGUGGAGAAGAGACAUUCAACUUUACCCAGAGUGAUGUACCCUAUCUUCGCCGGCGAAUGAUAUGGGAGAUAGGGAACGCCAAAUUAAAAGACGUCCCAUAGCAGACCUUUUGUAUUCCUCUUCUCGU
Messenger RNA from Marasmius oreades (fairy-ring Marasmius), 1868 nucleotides. RefSeq lists its product as uncharacterized. Gene Ontology annotation, molecular function: deSUMOylase activity. Lineage: Eukaryota; Fungi; Basidiomycota; Agaricomycetes; Agaricales; Marasmiaceae. Gene Ontology annotation, cellular component: nucleus. Gene Ontology annotation, biological process: protein desumoylation. Bases 28 to 1842 code for a protein of 604 amino acids. The record is from RefSeq and is a predicted model, not a curated record. The transcript is spliced from 11 exons.